This is a messenger RNA of Aplysia californica (California sea hare), 5071 nucleotides long. RefSeq names its product DNA repair protein REV1. The coding region runs from base 169 to 4965 and encodes 1598 amino acids. Gene Ontology annotation, molecular function: damaged DNA binding; DNA-directed DNA polymerase activity; deoxycytidyl transferase activity. Gene Ontology annotation, biological process: error-prone translesion synthesis; error-free translesion synthesis. Gene Ontology annotation, cellular component: nucleus. The record is from RefSeq and is a predicted model, not a curated record. The transcript is spliced from 21 exons. NCBI's taxonomy places the organism in Eukaryota, Metazoa, Mollusca, Gastropoda, Aplysiida, Aplysiidae.
AAAUUGAAGUGAUUCUUUACUGUCAGAGAUGUCAACAAACAAAGCGCCAAACGGUGUAUGGUGGCGGUACUGUAGUUAGAUGGACAGUUCAUCAACAAAAUGCUCAAAACUCCUUUUUAUAUAAAUAGGCCAGGUUGAUGAGAAAGUUUCAAACUGCUGCGCACCACCAUGGCCAAAAAUGUGCCUCCACCACCUGGAUCUUCUCGUCAGAGUGGUAGAUCAGGCCGUGGCAGCUCCAAGAGAGGCAGGGGAGUAAAUGAUGAUGACUGGGGUGGUUUUGGGAAUUACAUGGACAUAAAGAAACAGAAACUGAGUGAUCAAUUUCGUGGAGCGAAUCAAAAAACAGAAAGUGGAAUAUUUGCCGGUGUUUCUAUAUAUGUCAAUGGUUACACAACCCCCUCAUCAGAUGAGCUAAAGCGAUUGAUGAGAGCACAUGGUGGUGUGUACCAAAUGUACCUCAGCAAGAGGAAAGUCACACACAUCAUAGCCAGCAACUUGCCUAACAGUAAAUUCCAUCUUGCAAAGCUGACUCCAGUUGUCAAACCAGACUGGAUUGUGGACAGUGUGUCUGCUGGCAGACGUCUGUCUCAUGUCCCAUACCUACUGCUCGGCAGCCAGUCGUCUCUCCAGCCAGGUCUCAAGUCCAUGUCUUCCAUAACCACGCUUUCUCGCUCUUCUUCCUCGGCUUCUUCCACCAACUAUGAUAUGACACGUCUGACAUCAAUUAAGUCACAUGACUGUUUAGACAGUGCAAGCAUCUCUGCUGCAGGUCAAGAUAGUUCUCAUGAGGCUUUACUGGCCAACGCACUCAGCACAUCCAGGCAGACAACGGAAAAAGAUGUGCCGGGACAAGACGAGCCUAAAGCCAACAUUGCUGUUUAUCCUCAUAAUUUUCACACAGGGGAUAGAAGUGAAGCAGGCAGUCCCUCUGGAGAGCAGGGGGUUGUGUCCCCAGCUGUUGAUUUAUCAAACAGGAGUAGAUCUCCAAAUGUCAGUAACAAUGACAACAAUUGUGACAAAGCCUUAAAACAGACUACCUCUAUUGAUGAAGAUGAUGAUGAUAUUGUUCUCAAUUCAGAAGACGAUGAGGAAGGGAGUUGUGAAAUUUUCACUCAUGCUCCCUCUCCACAAAAAUAUGACAGACCAAAUGAAGAAAGGAGGAAGUCUCGUGUGUACAAGAUCAGAAAAGGUAGUUCUGGUAGUAUCAAUUCACCGAAGAAAGAUGACACCAGAAAAUUUCAAAGUGAGAAGAUGCAAAGUGUAGUUCUAGGUCAGAGCCUUCAAGUGUCCACUGAUGUUUCCACUGUAGAUAUGGAGAAGACUUUACCGCAUACUAACGAACUCCAGACCAAGACCAGUGUAAAUGAUGAUGUUAAACUUAAGCUCAAGAAGGAUGGAGACACUCCCACACAGAAAGUGUCUGCCAGUGGCUUCAAAGGAAAAUCAAAGACAAUUGGUGAGAUUGAAUCAGCAUCACUUUUAAUACCCCAACAGCAGAUGUCAGAAGUCGGCUCGACGUCAUUACCAGUGGCUGUAAACUUUGGAGAGGCAGCAGUCACUGAACACAGCAGCGCUUUGCCUGUAGCUCCAAGUGCACCGUUAUGGUCUGCUGCAGGACUGACCCAUGACGUGGAUGAAGCAGACCCUCCUGAGAGGGACCUGCAAACAGUAUCUCUUACUCAGACAUCAACCUCAAACGGGAUCUCCGUGGUCAGCACAACAGUAAGACCUACCACUUUGUUGGCAUCAAACUCAGACCAAGGGAAGCCUGUCACCAUAGGAACGACAGCAUCUGCAGCAUCAACAUCUACUGCAACUAUUUCAUCAAAUUCAGUCAUAGAAUCAACUGUUCCAACUUCAACAGCAGAAUCGUCACCUUCAAAAUCUGCUGAAAAACAAAAGGCCAGUGGUUCCCCAUCAUCCCGCACUAUGUCCAGGGCUGGUGAGAAGAACUUCCUGUCAGAGUUUUACUCCAACUCUCGACUCCACCACAUCUCCACCUGGGGUUCAGAGUUCAAGGCCUAUGUGGCUGAAAUACAAAAGUCCGGAGUGACCUCUUUUCCUGGUCGAGACAGACUGCGACAGCUGCACGAAGAAAAUCUGUCAAAGCAGAAUCUAGGGGAUGUUGUAUCCACGUCUGCUCAGAGAAGGAAGAGUGAGAGGGUCAUCAUCCAUCUGGAUAUGGAUUGUUUCUUUGUAUCUGUCGGAUUACUGGCUCGUCCUGACCUUAGGGGUAAACCUGUGGCUGUGACCCACUCCAGGGGUCAAGGGGGCAGAGAGAACCCAGGGUCUGACCUGGCCUGGGAAAGAAGUGAGUGGAAGAAGAAGAGAGAUCCCGGCAGCUCCACGUCCAGUGAGCGAGUCCCAAGUGACAGUGAGCUUGACCCAGAAGAAGAGACAAAUGGAGGUCGGCCAGAGUAUGACAAGCUCAUCCCAGCGGGCGCUACAUCUGCUCAAACCUUCCACUCCAUGGCUGACAUUGCUUCCUGUAGCUAUGAAGCCAGAAAGGCAGGUGUGAAGAAUGGCAUGUUCAUGGGCCGAGCUCGCCAAUUGUGUCCAGAUCUUCAGACCAUCCAGUAUAACUUCGCCGAGUACAAUAGAAUUUCCCGCAUUUUGUACGAUGAAGUGGCGAGUUUCACGCACCACAUUGAGGCCGUCAGCUGUGAUGAGAUGUUCAUAGACAGCACAGACGUUUUAACCGACACGGGAGCAACCGCUGAGGAGUUUGCUCAACUGCUGCGGUCAGAGGUGAUGGAAAAGACUGGAUGUCCAGCUUCAGCUGGGAUAGGCCCCAACAUUCUUUUAGCCCGACUAGCCACACGCAAAGCUAAACCCUGUGGUCAGUUCCAGGUGAAGUCAGAUGAGGCACAGAUGUUUCUCCGAGACCAGGCUGUUUCCGACUUGCCAGGUGUGGGCUAUUCCAUGACGAGGAAACUUGCAAGGCUCAAAGUCUUCACAUGUGGUGACCUACAGUCCAUACCAGUCCCUGUCCUGAGGCAGGACUUCGGUCCUCGGACAGGCGAAAUGCUGCAUCGCUACAGCUGUGGUGAAGACGACCGUCAAGUCAAAGGAGACAAGGAGAGAAAGUCUGUUUCAGCAGAAGUGAACUAUGGCAUUCGCUUCACUCAGGAAUCUGACGCUGUGAAGUUCCUUCGUGAACUUUCUUUGGAGGUGAAGAAGCGGAUGGAUGCCAUUGGGGUCAAAGGUCGAUCCAUUACUCUGAAGUUGAUGGUGCGGCGGCCUGAUGCUCCGCCAGAGACUGCAAAGUUCAUGGGACAUGGCAUCUGUAACACUAUGAACAAAUCCAGCAACCUCCCAGUGGCGACUAACGAUGGUGACCUCAUCACCCGAGAGGUUGUGGCCAUGUACAGGCAUCAGAGACAAGCGGCAGCCGAUAUACGAGGGAUUGGCAUACAGGUGCACAAGCUGGAGCACCCAAUGAGCUCAGCACAGGCCAGGGUGAAUCGGGCAAAAUCUGGACUCGGGAGUAUUCUUCAGUUUGCAGUGGCUAAGCAAAAGACUGACCAAGCUGAAAAUUCUGCAGCCAACCUGAAAGAGGAUGCGUCUGCUACUGCUAGUGACAAGGGGUCUUUGAUAGCUUUUUCAGUUAGUUCCGAUUCUCCUAGGUUCACCACCAUUAGAAGUUCUGUCGCCAAAAUGGGUAGAGCAACAGCGACAAAAACUGAUGGUCAGCGUAAAGAUCAAACAAACAUGGCUUCUUAUGCCAAACCAGGAAGCAGCAAGACCCUCAACUCUGCUGGACAAAGAGGGAAAAACAACCUUGACCUGUUUCUGGCUGGAAGUAGCAAAGACGAUUCUCUGUCAAGACCUGGGACUAGCAAGGCUGAUGACACAGGUCAGAGAUCUUGGAACGGUGAUGGGAGAGGUUCUCCUCUGUCGGCUGCAGCAGGGACAACAGCCGGACAAGAUGUCUACCAGCUGUCUCUGUCUCAGAUUGACACGGAGGUUUUAGACGAGCUCCCACCGGACAUCGCACAAGAGAUACUAGGUAACCUUGAGGCGCAACGUCAGCGUCGACUCACAGCAAGACCCGAGAGGCCAGCCUCACCAAAGACUUCUACUGGUGUCUUGCCCACGAGGGAGAAUACAGCUCAUGCUGUGCGUUCUGGAUCAGAAGAUGUUUCGGCUCUCCCUUCUUUCUCCCAACUGGACAUGGACUGCUUCGAAGCUCUUCCAGCUCAGCUGCAGGAAGAAAUAAAAAACGAGUACUCACGACAGCAGGCAAGGACAGAGACUGGUCACAGUUCCACCGCUGGACACAAACAUCCAAUACAGGGAAGAUCCCAUCAGCAGAAGUCGCCCAUCAAGGCAUCGAAUACAUUCAAAGUUCCAACAUACACCAAGAGACGUGGCCGACCGCCGGGGAAGAGCAAGCUCAAGUUUGUGGACAGCAGACGAACUAAAGCACCUGUCCCUGUGCAGACACCAGUGAUGAGGCAGAGCAAUGGAAGUGGCACCACUGGUAAAGAUGAUGAUGACGUCAUUCUGGUCUCCUCCGACGGCCACAAAGGUCACAGUGAGACAAAUUGUGGCGACCUCAAUGUAGGUGGACACUCCUUGCGUUCUUCAGAUGAUGGACAUGCUACUACAUGUGGACCAAGUACCUCAACUCAUGUGACACAAGAUGAGAGAGGCAGUGAUAUAAAAGAGAUGCCAGUGACUUUAUGUGGUGCUCAAGGACUUGUGGACGUGCGGAAUUUGUUGAAGGAGUGGAUGGACUCUGUGCCAGUACCCCAAGAAGAUGACUUGGACCUGGUGAAGGAAUACCUGGCUACUCUUGUAGUACAGCACAACCUGGAGCAAGUGUUUUAUCUGCUCAAGUUUCUGUCCAGAGUGGUUAAGGAGCAGGGUAGAGCUGAGUGGCAGAGAGGGACACAGGAGAUCCGAACCCAUGUACAGAGUGUGGUGUGUGGACUGCACGGGGCGACUCUCAAGUUGAAAUGAUCACGAGGAGGUCUUAGUUUGAAUGAGAGAGAAAGAAAGGGACAGACAUAUUAACUAUUACAUUUCGCUACCCUAGAGUUACAAGUUAUAUCUGCUCAGUACCUAG